UUUACGACGGGAACAGCACCAUGUGUCACAGUCUCAUUGGACGAUAGUGCGAAGCCGCAGUUAUACGACAUACUUACAUUCCAUUUGCCGAGUUUAUAAUUGGACUGAUGGCUCAUAUUCCCAACCAUUCCGUGUGAUCCCUCGGAGUACCAUGAUCAACACCAGUCGUACGGCAUUUCUGGUACAAUGAGCUCCCGCUGUGUUACAUGCAACCGAUCUCCCAGCAGCGAAGAGGCUCUUCAACAACACAUGCGCGACUCUCCUAUUCAUAGCCCGUCGUACGACUGUGAUAUCUGCGAUCGUUCCUUUGGUAGCGACGAGGCUCUUCAACAGCACUUACGCAACUCCCCUGUCCACAAGCCUACUUAUGACUGCAGCACCUGCGAUCGAUCUUUUGCCAACGAUGAGGCGCUUCAACAGCACUUACGCGACUCUCCUGUUCACAGGCCGUCCUAUGACUGUGAUACCUGCAAUCGAUCCUUUGGCAACGAUGAAGCUCUUCAGCAGCACCGACGCGACUCACCUGUUCACAGGCCGUCCUAUGAUUGCGAAAGUUGCAACCGGUCCUUUGGAAAUGAAGGGGCUCUUCAACAGCAUCUGCGCGACUCUCAAGCUCACAGGUCAUCCUAUGACUGCGAUACCUGCAAUCGAUCCUUCGGGACGGAAGAGGCUCUUCAACAGCACCUUCGCGACUCUCCUAUUCAUCAGCAAAGCACGGAAACACCUUUAGACGCAUUCUUCCGUUCAUACACGGCCUUUGAUUACGAUCGUUCUCUUCCACCACACAUCUCGUAUGCCAACUUGCAGAGACAUAUGGGGUGGUAUCGUGAACAUCCGGAGUCAGACGAAGCCUGGGAAAAAUACCAAGAAGCUCUUGAGGAGGAGUUUGAAAUGUGGUUUGGUGCGGAAGACGAUUUGGCUGCGUGGCAUGCGCUUUGUCGCGCAAUUGGGAUCAACCCAUUGCCGGUUACUAUUGAGCAAUGCGAAAAGGCUGUACGACGGACGCAUGUCAACAUCGUGGAUCUGAUCGAAAGCAGGCGGGGAAACAAGGAAGGAGUUCAGACCUUUCCAAACGUCAACAAACUACGCGCCUACACCAAGGAGACGAACAAGAUAUUCCCCAAUAGGUUUCAUGGAGAAAAUUGCAACGGUGUCUUGAGACACCUGCUUCGGAACAUACGUCGCGCGAGCCUUUGAAGAGUCAACGUAGUCUAUUUUCACAUAGCCAGGUGGAGAGGGGUUUGGAUUAUCAAUACUACUCAAUGGAGAGUCCAGACGUAGGUUAACUGCGGAUAUUCCCUUUGGAGAUAGGGGUGAGAUGUUCCCCAUCCGUUCGUUUAUCUGGAGAGUAUCUCGAACUUGAUUAAUGUAAGGAACUGUAGCUAGGAUGCAUUGAGGUCUAGGAUACA
Molecule: messenger RNA, 1409 nt
Organism: Colletotrichum scovillei
Lineage: Eukaryota; Fungi; Ascomycota; Sordariomycetes; Glomerellales; Glomerellaceae
Exons: 2
Coding region: 187-1197 (336 amino acids)
Biological process (GO): regulation of transcription by RNA polymerase II
Cellular component (GO): chromosome
Molecular function (GO): chromatin insulator sequence binding
Source: RefSeq, a predicted model, not a curated record